This is a messenger RNA of Akanthomyces muscarius, 2025 nucleotides long. RefSeq lists its product as uncharacterized. Bases 1 to 2025 code for a protein of 674 amino acids. The record is from RefSeq and is a predicted model, not a curated record. The transcript is spliced from 2 exons. Gene Ontology annotation, molecular function: RNA binding; RNA helicase activity; ATP binding. Lineage: Eukaryota; Fungi; Ascomycota; Sordariomycetes; Hypocreales; Cordycipitaceae. Gene Ontology annotation, cellular component: nucleus.
AUGGCGGACCAACUCAACAUGAACGGACUCAACCUUGGCGAUGCCGGCCAAUCUGCUGGCCAUCGCUCCUACAUUCCUCCUCACCUGCGUGGCCGCCCCGGCGCCAGCGCUCCUCCCCCUCCUGCUGCGGCAGCAAACGGUCCUGCUCCCGUAGCAAACGGCCCUGCUCCCGUCUCUGCCGCUCCCAACGGUGGCGGCUCUUGGUCUGGAAACCAAGGUGGCUAUGGCGGCGGUGCUAGAAACUACGGCGGCGAAGGCGGCGGCGGCUUCCAGGGCAACAACCGACGUGGUGGAUGGGGCGGCGGCGGCGGCCGUGGUGGCUACUCUGGCGGUGGUGGCCAGGAGGGUGGUCACGGCGGUGGCGGCGGUGGUUAUGCUACCCGCGGCUCUGGCGAUGGCCAGUGGCGCGAUGGCAAGCACAUCCCCGGCCCCCCUAACCCCCGUGUCGAGCGUGAUCUCUUCGGUACUGCCGAUGACCCCUCCAAGCAGCACACUGGUAUCAACUUCGAAAAGUAUGACGAUAUUCCCGUCGAGGCUUCCGGCACGGACGUUCCGGAGCCCGUUCACCAGUUCACCACACCUCCCCUGGACGAGCAUCUGUGCAAAAACAUCGAGCUUGCCCGCUACCAGAUCCCCACCCCCGUCCAGAAGUACUCUAUCCCGAUUGUCAUGGGUGGCCGUGAUCUGAUGGCCUGUGCCCAGACCGGUUCCGGCAAGACUGGUGGCUUCCUUUUCCCCAUUCUCGCCCAGUCCUUCAAGAACGGGCCUUCCCCCAUUCCCGGCGGUGCCCCUGGCCAGUUCGGUCGUCAGCGCAAGGCCUACCCUACCGCCCUCAUCCUGGCUCCCACUCGUGAGCUGGUUUCUCAGAUCUACGAAGAGUCUCGCAAGUUUGCCUACCGCUCUUGGGUUCGUCCUUGCGUCGUCUAUGGUGGUGCCGACAUUGGCUCCCAGCUCCGCCAGAUCGAGCGUGGCUGCGAUCUGCUUGUCGCCACUCCCGGUCGUCUUGUCGAUCUCAUCGAGCGUGGCCGUAUCUCUCUGUGCAACAUUAAGUAUCUUGUUCUCGACGAGGCCGAUCGCAUGCUGGACAUGGGUUUCGAGCCCCAGAUUCGCCGCAUUGUCGAGGGCGAAGACAUGCCCUCUGUAGCCGAUCGCCAGACUCUCAUGUUCUCGGCCACUUUCCCCCGCGACAUUCAGAUGCUCGCCCGCGAUUUCCUCAAGGACUACAUUUUCCUUUCCGUCGGUCGCGUUGGUUCCACCUCGGAGAACAUUACCCAAAAGGUUGAGUACGUCGAGGACGUUGACAAGCGCUCCGUUCUGCUCGACAUUCUCCACACUCACGCCGGUAAUCUGACCCUCAUCUUCGUCGAGACCAAGCGCAUGGCCGAUUCGCUUUCCGACUUCCUCAUCAACCAGAGCUUCCCCGCCACCUCCAUUCAUGGCGACCGCACUCAGCGUGAGCGUGAGCGUGCCCUCGAGUUCUUCCGUAACGGUCGCUGCCCCAUCAUGGUGGCCACUGCCGUUGCUGCUCGUGGUCUCGAUAUUCCCAACGUCACUCACGUUAUCAACUACGACCUGCCCACCGACAUUGACGACUAUGUUCAUCGUAUUGGUCGUACCGGUCGUGCUGGUAACACGGGUAUUGCCACUGCCUUCUUCAACCGCGGCAACCGCGGUGUUGUCCGUGAGCUCAUGGAUCUUCUCAAGGAGGCCAACCAGGAGGUUCCCUCGUUCCUUGAGGCUAUUGCUCGCGAAUCUUCUUUCGGUGGCGGUGGUCGCGGUGGUCGCUCUCGUGGCGGCGGUGGCCGUGGUGCUGCCAACCGUGAUUUCCGCAAAGUCGGCGGCGGCUUCGGAGGCGGUCAGGGUGGUGGUGGCAGCUUCGGUGGCGGUCAGGGUGGUUACGGCGGCGGCGGCGCUGCCUAUGGUGGUGGUGGUGGUGGCGGCAACAGCUAUGGCGGUGGUGGCGGCGGCUACAGUGGUGGCAGCUACGGCAACCCCAGCGGCCCUGGCAGCCAGUCCUGGUGGUAA